UCUUAGAAUCACAUCAGUUGGUGGUAAAGAACUAUCCAAAAUGAAGCUCCAGAUUGUUGCUUUGGUCGUUUGCGUUGCUUUCGUCGUGGGAAGUGAAGUUGAUCCCGCUGCACCGGAAUUGCCGACCGACCUUCUUCAACCCGACCAAGCAGAGGUGGAUAUCGCCCAACCAGAUCUAAAACCAUUGGAAGAAGCUCCCCAAGAUGCCCCAGAUGCUGAGCAGGAGGGCCCCGCACCGGACCAACCUGACCAAGAAGCCGACCAGGAGGAAGAUGAUUCGGUGGACUCUGCAGAGUCGGACGAAAGUGAAGACGACAAAGAAGUGAUUGAACUGCUGGAGAAGCUGCAGGAUCGCCAGGAGGAGUUGGACAACCUUAACCGCUAUCUGCUGGGACGCCUCGCACCGAUCCAUGCCUCUGUACUCGAUAAUCGCAUACGUCCGAUUCGCCUUCCGUACCGGAUUGCUCCAUGGAACCGCCGUCGUCCGCGUCGGUAUCUUCCCAGACUGGGUUAAAUUUAAAAUCAACCGCACAAUUACAAGCACACACUUCAGAGAGAGAGAGAAAAUUCAAUUCUUAAUAGAAACACCAUCGUUUGUAUAAAUGUAUGUUUCGUUUUCCGCAAUA
Molecule: messenger RNA, 626 nt
Organism: Anopheles aquasalis
Lineage: Eukaryota; Metazoa; Arthropoda; Insecta; Diptera; Culicidae
Source: RefSeq, a predicted model, not a curated record